AUGGUAAUGGACAACCGAAUAAAUGAAGAUAACGAAACUCAAAACAACUCAUCAAUUUUCAUAACAAAUUUUCAAAAUGGUGACAUCGUAAACUAUGCACUUGUAUUAAUAAAAGGAAUAGUAACUCGAGGAAAUUCUAACAAUCAAGAGAAACUAAUAUGUACAUUAAAAAGUAGAAAUACUCAAAUUAAAUCACAAUGGACUGUUUACAACGGAGAAUUCAAAUUGAUAAUAGAACUUCAAAGAGGAGAGAACGUAAUAGAACUGGAUUACACAGAACAACAGCAUAUGACAUUAUUACUUGAUUACACUCCAAGAAAAACAAAUCUUCGCGUUACUCCUGUGUAUAUUAUAUGUCAAGGACAUGACGGUUGUUUCCAAAGUCCACCAGAUAUUGAUAAUUCCAUUGAAAGUGCGUGCUCCCGAAUAUCACUUGGUUCCAAAUUAAUUCAGAGUCUAACAGCUGAAAAACUUUUUGAAAGUGGUGUCGGAAGAAAAACAUUUCAGCUAGAACAUGAAAUUGAUUCGAAAAAACCAGAAUGCUUAAUCUUUAAAAGUAAUCUCAAUGUUAAUAAGGCGAGAAAAAUGAAACAAACCGAACUAUGGUCUCAUUUCGGGAGAGAAUUAAUGUUGUCUGAUUUGGGAAGUAACGAUAGAAAGUUUUUGGGUUUUAUUUCAUGCACUCGUUUCAAGGGAACUGAUAUUGAUAAACCUAUGACACACGAAGAAAUCAUAUCUAUGACAGAAGCAUAUGCAGCUUUGGGAGGUGGCGGCUUAGCCCUAUUUGGCACUGCUUGUAUAUACACGUGGCCAAUAAACGUUGAAGAUAUUUUACCAAAAUUUUUAGAUUCAACACCGGUAAACACGAGACGAUUUAUGGAUGACAGUGGAUAUCGCGGAACUUUAGGAGGAUGUUUUGCAACUACAUUGGGAUCAGUGUUUCACGAACUCGGUCAUACGUUUGAUCUUGGACAUACAAAGGAUGGCAUAAUGGGAAGAGGUUUUGACAACAUUGAUAGAGUGUUUGUCGUUGGAGAAAAAAGAUCAGCUUUAGUUAAAGAUAGCAUGAACAAUUAUAACGGAAAGCCAGUGCAACAUUCCACAGUCUCUCUACAACGCAACAUAAGUGUUACAAUGAAUGUAGCUGAACCUUUACGAGUCUUGGGACCACGUAGUAAAACUACGCUUGGCAAUUUUGCAUCGAUGUCCAAAUCAGAUAUUAUAAGAAGAAGCCCAAACGUAACUCCGAUAACAAGGCCAUCCAGUGUUUAUUCAAAUAUUACUAAUAGACUUUCAGAUUCAAAGAGAAACAUUAAUAGAACUAAUGGAAAUGAUUCGAUAUAUUGGACGAGAAAUUGCGCAGUGUUGCUGUCCUACCACCGGUGGUUCAAUAAUGAAUUCGGCAGAGAAAGACAAGCCAUAACCAGAUAUUUAAAGUUUGAUAAAAAUAAAAUGAUGAUUAUUUCAACUGCUGGUCUCAGAAUAGUUGAAGUCAGAGAUGAAUCAAACGGAAUGGUAUUAGAUUCAUAUGAAUUCACUAAUUUAGUGCCAGAAAAAAGAUUCUUACUACCCUUUACAUUUUCGCCUAAAACCAAAGUUUUGACAAUAGUUGUGGAAGAUGACUUAGGCAACGUAUUAAAACAGACAUUUUCAUAUUAG
Molecule: messenger RNA, 1659 nt
Organism: Arctia plantaginis
Lineage: Eukaryota; Metazoa; Arthropoda; Insecta; Lepidoptera; Erebidae
Source: the annotation of a GenBank genome assembly